AAUCACGCAUGCGCAGUCGCUGCCUUCUCCAAGGCAGGGAUGAUAAUUACAUUUCUCUGGGCAGAGCGCGAACACACCUCGCUACAUAGCCCACUCUGGAUAUGUGUGGUUAACUAACAUGAGGCGUUUAGUACAGAGAUAGAUUGUUUUUAAAACGGAACAGCCUCUUGUUUCUUCACUGGACAGCGUUAGUUUCAGCUGCCGUGGAGCGGUUGCCACGCAGGCCGCGGAUCGGGUCUUGUUGCUGGGAGGAGACCAUCCAGACUGGGAGCACUACUAGCAUUAUUAGCUGGCUGGCUACGAUGCUCCGCUGCGGCUGCUGUAUUCUCCACACAGCAGCAGGCCACUGUGAAGCGAGGCAGGUGUUUGGAUAAUCUGUUUACUCCUUCCGGACGUAACUGAAGGGUGACUUGGCGACACCACCACCACACCUUUCCAGGAUGGAUGUUGAUUUGUGUGCUGGCGGGGACAGUACCAGGAGAAAAGUGGAUUUGGUUGGGGUUGCAGAGGGCACAAUGGAAGUCGUACCGUUGGAGAUGUACGACUCCUCCAGAGCAAAAAUAGCUGCCAACCUGCGGUGGUUGUUUGCCAAAGCCUACGGCAUUGAUCAUAUUCCAGAGGACUUAAGGGACCCGUUCUACACAGACCAGUACGACCAGGAACACAUCAAGCCGCCUGUCAUCCGCCUGCUGCUGUCUUGCGAGCUCUACUGCCGUGUCUGCGCCCUCAUCCUCAAGACGGAGCAGGCGGCGUCUCUUCAGUCCCACAUGUCCGUCAUCCAGUCAUUGUCCAGAAAGGGCAUAUAUGUCGUGGAAAGUGACGAUACACCCGUCACAGAUGAGGACCUGGCUUGCGUGCCCAUCAAGAUGAGUGCUCACAUGCCUAUGAUUGAUGCCCUCAUGAUGGCUUACACAGUGGAGAUGAUCAGCAUCGAAAAAGUGGUGGCUUCUGUCAAGCGCUUCUCUACCUUCAGUGCCUCCAAGGAGCUGCCCUUUGACCUGGAGGACGCUAUGGUCUUCUGGAUCAACAAGGUGAACAUGAAGAUGAGGGAGAUUACCGAAAGGGAGCACAAAGUCAAGCACCAUCCGCUGGAGUCCCCCAGCCACCAAAAGUCUCCCUCCAAAUGGUAUUGGAAGCUAGUCCCUGUACGGUAUCGUCGGGAGCACGCUUCAGGCCGACAGCUGCCCUUCUUCCCUCUACUGGAAGACCUGAUGAGGGAUGUUUGCGACGGAGCUGCACUGCUCACUGUGGUCAACUACUACUGCCCAGACCUCAUGAAGCUGGAGGAUAUUUGCCUGAAGGAAGUCCCCUCCAUCGCUGAUAGCCUUUACAACAUUCAGCUACUCAAAGAGUUCGCCAGCGAGUAUCUGAAUAAAGGUUUCUAUCUGACGACGGAGGACAUGCUCUACUCGCCACUCGUGCUCAAGCACAAUGUGAUGGUGUUCAUUGCUGAACUCUUCUGGUGGUUUGAGACCGUCAAGCCAGAGUUUGUCCAGCCCAGAGAUCUCCAAGAGUUCAAAGAUGCUCGAGCCAUAGCUCAGCCCAAGAGUGCCCGCCCAUCAGUGCCUAUCUCCAAUGCCACCAAACGCAGCUUCCUGGCCAGCCCUGGUGCGGCCGAUAACCAGAGCAGCCCCGAAGUCUGUAACAGGUACUUCCUGCACCCAGAAGACUCUGACCCCCUUAAAGGGGGUCCAACCUUCAGUCCUUCCCACCCGCUCCUGCCCCUCCGACAGAGGCAACAAAAGCAGCAAGGAGAAGAUGGUGCGGGUCUCAGAAACCGCUCCAACUCCCUGACUCAGAUGGACGGACAACCUCGAGGCUCUAUUGUUGCAUGGCCCGACAAGAGGCAGAGACCGAUGUCCACACUGAACCCCUACAUGUUUCACUCAGCCACAGACAGCGAUGCAGACGUCGCUUCUGGCGACAGCGUGAGUCUGGCUCGCUCCAUAAGUAAGGACAGCCUGGCGUCCAAUGUCGUCAACGUCACACCCAAGCACCAGACAUCUGUCCACCAGCCUUUACAGGCUGCACUGCGCCGAGUCAACGGCCACAGCCUCCUGGGCAAUGUCAACAUUGAGGACGAGGAAGAAACUGUGGUGGCAUUUGCCAGGACUGAUGGUCCCGUCGUCUCCAAACGGGUUGACGGGACGCAAGCAACUGCCACAGUGGGACCCAAACCUUCCACUGAGUCCAAACCUGAACCAGAUAGCUUUUACUUAGAACCACUGAUGCCUUCCCUGAUCAAAACAGCUAAAGAGAAGUCUGUAUGUCUAAACAAGGAGGAGGAGAGUGGUGAGGGGCCCCACUCUUCAGGGAGGGGCUCUCUACGCCGAGGAGAUGGAGCUGCAUCGGCCGUUCGUAGGAAAGCUCCCCACAGCUUGAACCAAACCUUUACUCCUCCGGGUGAGGAGGCAGGCUCGUCAGAAGAGCCUCAACAGGGUCAGGCAGAUUUUUGCCCCACUGUUACCAGCAGUGUGGACCCCUCAUCCAGAGAGCCAGCUGGGGGUUUCUACCUUCAUUCAGAUUCUGAAGAACCAAAGUCCGGUCAGGGCGUGGACGCUGAGCUUGAAGACCUGGAUGAAGAAGAAGAGGAUCUGGAUGAAGCCAUUACCACUAAAGACCCCAACUGCCCCAGGAAAGCCUUUGAGGAAGAUGAUGAAGAAUCAGCCAAACUCCAAGAGGACAUGAAUGUGAAAGAGCAUGAGGACAAAGACAUGAAUGGUGGCAGCGGUCGCUCUAGCCCCUGUCUCAGCGGUCACUCCCAGGCCAGCAGCAUGGCCAGCGGCAGCGUGCGCAUGACCUCCUUCGCUGAGCGCAAAGCCCAGCAGCAGCGCUUCGGUAGCAACCACGACCUCCGCUCCAGUGCCUCCAGCUCCCAAAGGACCACUCCAGAUGGAUCAGAGAGCAGCGGGCCCCUGGCUUCAUCCUGGAGGCUUAAAAGGGACCAGAGCCCCUCCUCACCGUUGGGAGGAUGCAUUCGUACAGGCGAUGGUAGCGGUGGUUCUAAUGUACUGGCCUCUGAAAUAGUCCAGCUCCGUAUGCAGCUGGAGGAGAAACGACGUGCCAUUGAGCACCAGAAGAAGAAGAUGGAAGUGCUGUCAGCGAGGCAGAGGCAGAAGCUGGGAAAGGCAGCCUUCCUGCACAUCGUGAAGAAAGGUGGAGGCAAGAGUGACACAUUACCAAAUCCACUUAAAGCGGACAUCUCUAAAGAGGAGCACCGUGGGCUGAAAGCACCAUCAAGUAAAGAUGAUUUGUGUGUUGACGCCCUCAGAGGGGACAAAGCAGUGGCGGAAGCCUUAGAAACAGACAAGAAAGGGACCAGCGGAAGCUCCCAUCCAGAAGAAGAGUUGGACCUGAAUGAGUGCAGCCGCUCCAUCGAUCUGUUGAACGAGGCCAUCGGCAGCAUCCAGCAACAGAUGAUGCAGCUGUCGCUGCAGCAGGAGAUGUUGAUGAAACAGAAUGUACAGUCCCCCCCUGGUGCCACUCCACCUCCUCCUGUAACCAGCGACAAAAACAGUGACUCAAAGGCAAAGGCAAGCUUUCACUUUGUGGAGCACCUCUCCACCACCGGCACCACUCCCAACAGGAAACCCCCGAAGCUGAGCUCAGGCCGGAGCUCCAGGUCCAAACCAUCAGAACUAAAGAUAUCCAAGGAGCCGAACCGGCAGGGCUCCAGGACCCUCACCCCCACCCAGAGUGGGUCAGAGACAUUACAUCACCUAAGGCAGUCAGCUGGGGGCAGGUCCCCCAGGACCGACCAGCCCGACAGCCCCAGGACCCCCACAGCAGGAGAGACAAUCGACAGGCCAGGCUCCGGCCACAUUCGAAGCGCUAACUUCCGCCUUCACGACGAGGCGAAUGUGCGCCUGCCGACCCGAGUGGACCUAAAGGCUUUGGCUUCCCCAGAAGUGUCCUUUGACGUGUGCCUGUCCAGCACCCUGAGAGAGUCUGAGCUCAACUCAUCAGAUGGUUCAGGGAAAGAAAAUAUACCAUCCGACGAGGUGCAGCGCAACAAAUCCCAACUGAUCGAGGUCGAUCUGUCGGAGCUGAAAGCCCCUGAGGACGAGGAGGCUGCUGAGGACACGACGACAGACGGGCAGAAGUCAGUCAUGGGCUUCUUCUUCAAGGAUGAGCAGAAGGCGGAGGAUGAGCUUGCUAAGAAGAGAGCAGCGUUCUUGCUGAAGCAGCAGAAGAAAGCCGAGGAGGCUCGAGUCCGUAAACAACAACUAGAAUCUGAUUCGGAGCUGAAACGAGACGAAGCCAGACGAAAGGCUGAGGAGGACCGCUUGCGUAAAGAAGAGGAGAAGACCCGGCGGGAGCUGAUAAAGCAGGACUAUCUGCGGAGGAAGCAGCAGGAGAUAUUCGAGGAACAAGGACUCGUGAAGCCCAAAACCCCCAAAGCCAAGCCCAAGUCCCACAGACCCAAGUCUGUCUUCAGAGAGGAAUCCUCCAGCGAUACUCUCUCCAAGUGCUCUUCUUCCACACCUGACAACCUGAGCAACGCCCAGUCAGGCUCCAGUCUGUCCCUGGCCUCCGCUGCAACCAACGAGGCCGACAGCGUCAACUCUGGAGGGGCUGGCUCCCAGCGCUGUGACUCUGUGGAGUCGUUUCCAGGCAGUCGUAACAACAGUCGAACUGCAGAACGAGACUGGGACAACGGCUCCACUGCGUCUUCCAUCGCCUCCAUGGCUGAAUAUACUGGUCCCAAACUAUUCAAGGAGCCCAGCGCCAAGUCGAACAAGCCAAUCAUCCAUAAUGCAAUCGCUCACUGCUGUCUGGCUGGCAAAGUCAACGAGCCACAGAAGAACCAGAUCCUAGAGGAGUUGGACAAGUGCGAGUCCAACCACCUGAUGAUCCUGUUUCGUGACAGCGGCUGCCAGUUCCGGGCGCUCUACUCCUACUUCCCCGACACGGAAGAGAUACAGAAGCUGACGGGAACGGGACCCAAGAGCAUCACCAAGAAGAUGAUCGACAAGCUGUACAAGUACAGCUCCGACCGGAAGCAGUUCACCGUCAUCCCUGCCAAGACUGUGUCAGUCAGCGUGGACGCCCUGACCAUCCACAACCACCUGUGGCAGAUCAAGAGAGGUGCUGUGCCAAAGAAAAGCGGAAAAUAGCAGAUUUUAAAACCCUCUUUAUCAUCCGAAUCAUCUUAUCGCCAUCUUGCUUGUUUCCUGAAUUGAAUGCAUUGAUGCUCACCGCCAUGCUCGGCCUGGAAACCUGCUCGGGGAGAGGUCGCACUUAAGGACCUGUGGCCCUCUGUAGGUGCCCCCAGGCACAAACAAGGGAAAAGGUAUGUGUGUGUACGUGUGUAUGUGUGUUUGUCACAGGUGGUCUGACGGCUGGUGCUUGCAACAAAAAGAGGAAUGCUGGCUGAAUUAGCUUCUUCUCCCUGUGAUCUCAGUGCGAUCUGUUCGGGUUUCUUUUGGUCCGGCUCGGUUUUUUCUACGACGACCACGAACAAAGCAUGUGGCAUUUCUUUUUUUAUUUUCUCUCCGUCUCUCUCAUACGUGGUGGAUGUUCAUUUUUACAUGAAGUAUUUAUUAGUUCAGCACUGUCAUGGUCGAGAGCUCAGCUGCAGCACUAAAGUCCUUCCUUCUCCUUCGGACGAAUUUGGACAAAAAGGAGGGGACAUUUAUGUCGCUUGUUUUCAGAACAAUCCGAAGCAAAGGGACCCUUUGUACAACCCUUUAGGACUGUCGGACUGCUCUGCUGUCCCAACGAAGCAACAAUCUCUUCCUGCGUGGACUGUCGAAUCUGUCGAAUCAGGCUGGCAUUGCCGAUUUUGCCUCACCAGGGAUCUCCAAAACAAACCUGCUGCUCUGAACUGUCUUCUUCUUUUUGUCACGGGGGGGAGCUCGUCGCGUCUCCCCCUCAGACAUCUGUUGGCCUUUCACGCAUCGUGGUACUAUCGUCUAUUUAUUCAACCGCUUUUUAAACUUAGACGCUGAUCGUGUAGCACUGGAUAUGUGUAUAGCAAAAAAAAAAAAAAUGAACGGUCAUUUUAAAUACUUUUAUUUGACAAAACAUCCUUUUCUUGAGGGUGUCAGGAGGGGGAAUGAUAUGUUUUGGUACAGAAAUGAUGCUUUUUUUGUUUUGUUUCAGCUUUUUUUUUACUUUUAUUAUGAUUAAAGCAACGUGGUAUAGAGUCUGAUCUGAUGUUAUGUGUUUUCAUCAUAACGGGAAUUCUCUGAUGUUUAGAGCUUAGUUGUGUUUUUCUCUCUCUCCACUGGGCACUCUUGAAUUGUCCUGUAUAAAGGUGCACUCAUGAACACUUGUCGACGGCUUCUUUCAUGCAAUGUAACUCCCCUCUCUCCCUCCUUUCCCUCCCUGAGUGUUUUUGUCGGCCUGUCGUCCCGUCUUUAACCACGAGAGCGGCACUCGCACUCUUGUUGUGAAGGGUGUUUUUCGUGCCGCUCUGUAACCGCUUCGAAUGACAGUAUUUGAUAUAUUCACAAAAGGGGUUUCUGUGUCGGGGGGACGGGGGAUUGUGGUUCAGUUAUGUACCAACAUUAAAGAACAUUCCUCCAAGGUGUUGACGAACACUGCCACGUCGUCUCUCUCUUCUCUCUGUCUUUUAAAGAAAAAGAAAAAAAAAUCAAAGUGCUUUUUUUAAUAACCGUUUGUUGGCCUCGAGAACAACCAGAAGUGUUGCACGAGCACUUUACUUUCUGUCUGUUGUUACCUUUUGAAUGGGCAUAAGAACUAAUUGAUAACACUGCUGUUGUGCGUAAAAUUGUUUAAAACUAAACCAAACGCUAAGAUUUAAUACUGACGUCUAAAGCUAAAGGAUCUCCGCUGAUAUGAUACUACUGCUGUCUCCAAAAACAACCGAAUACUUGAUUUCUCAUUUGCUGCAUAUUGAUUUGUUUUUGGGUGGAGGAGGAGGAGGAGGUGCCAGAUCCUUAAAUUGUAUGCCAGUGUGUUUCUAUGUUAACUAAAAGAUUGUAUUGGCAUUUGGUCACUGUUGUUUUGUUACACUAGUGUACUAUUUCAUCCUUGUUGAUUUUUAUCUUUGAUCCCAUGCCAUCUAUUUAUUUUCAAAAAAUGGAAGCACUGAAACAGAAUAAAUUUUCAAGUGAAUAAAAGUCACAUUUUUCAUUUUUA
Molecule: messenger RNA, 7107 nt
Organism: Sebastes umbrosus (honeycomb rockfish)
Lineage: Eukaryota; Metazoa; Chordata; Actinopteri; Perciformes; Sebastidae
Gene: camsap1b
Product: calmodulin regulated spectrin-associated protein 1b
Exons: 19
Coding region: 441-5117 (1558 amino acids)
Biological process (GO): cytoplasmic microtubule organization; neuron projection development; negative regulation of microtubule depolymerization
Cellular component (GO): microtubule minus-end
Molecular function (GO): calmodulin binding; spectrin binding; microtubule minus-end binding
Source: RefSeq, a predicted model, not a curated record